Molecule: messenger RNA, 6877 nt
Organism: Carcharodon carcharias (great white shark)
Lineage: Eukaryota; Metazoa; Chordata; Chondrichthyes; Lamniformes; Lamnidae
Gene: heatr1
Product: HEAT repeat containing 1
Exons: 45
Coding region: 114-6593 (2159 amino acids)
Biological process (GO): positive regulation of transcription by RNA polymerase I; maturation of SSU-rRNA from tricistronic rRNA transcript (SSU-rRNA, 5.8S rRNA, LSU-rRNA)
Cellular component (GO): t-UTP complex; 90S preribosome; small-subunit processome
Molecular function (GO): snoRNA binding
Source: RefSeq, a predicted model, not a curated record
UGGCGCGCCGUGAGGUUCCGGUUCCGGCUCAAGGGUGAAGUGCCGGUUGCCAUGUGGGGAGAGUGUGAGAGUGAAAAGUAAAAUUAUUCGCUUUUAAAAAAAAGGAGAGCAAAAUGACUUCUUUAGCCUUUCAGCUGAAACGCUUGGCUGUACCGCAGAAUGACCAAAGUCUCCUGUCUCGCAGAGAAGCAGCAUCGUUGCUGUUUGAUUGUAAGGAAGCUGCUACUAUUGACAGAGACACUUUCUAUGCCAUAGGAUGUACAGGUCUUGAGGAACUUAUUGGAAUUGAUUCAUCUUUCGAAGAAUUUCAGUCAACACUCUUCAGCCAAGCUUCCAAAGGUCUGGAGCGUAGUGUUCAGACUAAAGCAGUGAACGCCCAGCUCAAUGAGAAUAUAUUGGUUUUUCUGACGCGUUUAUCUCCAUAUUUUAUGCUAAAACCAGCCCAGAAAUGCCUUGAAUGGCUUAUUCACAGGUUCCACGUUCAUCUGUACAAUCAGGACAGUUUGAUUGGUUGCAUUCUUCCCUAUCAUGAGACCAAAGUGUUUGUGAGAGCUAUUCAGCUUCUUAAAAUCAGUGACCCAACUCAUCGCUGGCACUGGCUGGAGCCCAUACAGAAACCAGGCGUCCCAUUGGCAAGAAGUACAUUAAUCACACAUUGUUACAAAGACCUGAACUUUAUGGAUUUUAUCUGCAGUCUGGUAACUAAAGCUAUCAAGGCAUUUGCAGAUUAUCCUGGCAAUGCAGCACAGUUGAGGGUUCUUUUUUCUUUUUAUGCAUCCACCAUUGUGCCAGCAUUAAAUGCUGUGGAAAAGAUAACAGACACCAUAGUAGCCAAACUGCUUCCAUAUAUCCAGAAGGGACUGAAAUCUUCAUUGGCAGAUUAUAGAGCUGCUACUUAUAUGAUAAUCUGUCAGCUUGCUGUUAAGGUUGUCAUGGAAACCACUCUGAUAAACACUUUGGCCCAGCAGAUCAGCAAAGCUCUUGUGAAGAUUCCAACUCUGAUACGAGAGGGACUGAGUUGCCUGAUUAUUUUACUGCAGCACCAAAAGAGAGAAAAUAUUAGUAAAAAAACCUUUAAUCAUCUCUGUAAUAUUCCUGACCUCGUUACAAUUCUCCAAGAGAUUGAUGCUCAGUACCAAGUUUCUCCUUUGCUUGACUAUUUUCUACCCACUCUGAUCCAUUCCAUAAUCACAGCUGAAAUGGCUGAAGAGCUGGAAGAAACUUCUGUUUGCCAAACCCACAUCCAACUGCUGGAAGCCAUACUUCAGAACAUUACACUGGAGAGCAACGUGGACCAAGUUGUAGCCAAUGUGCUUCUUGAGGAGUACCUCUCCCAUUGGACAAAGAAUAUCAACCUUGACAAUCUCUCUGCUUUAAAUCAGAAAAUUAUGCCCGUGGUCAGACUUGUGGAAAGAAAGUAUCCGAAUGCUUAUAAUUUAGCCUUGGAAGAACAAUUGAAAAAAGUUAAAAGCCAGAGAGAGCAAGAUGUCUUUCAUCAGUUUAUUUCUCUGUCUUUGAACAGUGCCAAGCAUCAGCUGUUGGCAGAUUCUAACACAUCUUUGUUGCUGAGUCUGAAUCACCCACAAUAUAUGAUCCGAAUAUUUGCUGUUGAACGCUUGAAGGAAAUCGUUAAAACCUCACAGGAGGGAUGUGAUGAUCUUUUUCUGAAGGAAGCUAUUUUGGAGCGGUUGAAAGAUGACAGCCUAGAGGUAGUUCUGAUUGCUAUGCAAGCUCUGGAGGCCUUCUCUAGACAACUUGGUCAAGAAGAGACAGUUUCGUGCCUUUUGUCAUUGUUUCAAAGAGUGGACCUUUCUGAGAAUGAGCAUUGGCAUAUUGUUCUUGAAGAGGCAGUUAAGUUUUUAAGUUCAGAAGGAUUGCAUAAUGGGAAUGAAACACUGACUAAUCGGGUAUGGAUGGAACUUUUGCCCUACAUGGUAUUGACCAACCCAGCCAAGACUUCAGCUGAACAGAAAGUAUCGAUUUCUAUUGCUAAUUCAAACCUCUGCUCUAUUACUCCUCUACUCCAUGGCUGGUCAACAGAACUCGAAAAAGUUAUUGACAGCUGUAAUUCAAAGGAAGUUGUGGGUGAAGCAAAUCAGAAACUGAUCCAGCUUCUGGUGAAUAACUUGUGUUUGAUGGAGCCUCCUUUUAGGACUCAAGCAAUGGAAAAUCUCAUACAAGUCGUUGGAAAACUGUCCUCAAACCUGAAACAGAAGCUGAUCUCCAAUGUACUAAGUUUUGCUUUAGUUCAGACCUUGGAGAAACAGUCUAACCUAGAUUCUUUGCCCUUGGCUUUGCAAGUGUACAGUAUUCUGGAGAAAAAGCUGAAGAAACUAAUUGCAAAAAAUUCAGAUAUGAAGGUUUCCCAGAAGUGGCAUCUUGGUUCUGUUGAAGAGAACAUGGUGCCAGCAGGCCUGCUUACUGAAUAUGUGGAAAAUAUGCAGCGUGGCAAUGCUAAAAGUGCAGAAACUGGAUUAAUCCUUACUUUGUUGCUAAAGAAAUUUAUUGUUGCUUUCAAACCUCCCGAAUCACUGUUGAAAGAUCAGAUGUGGUGGAAUCCUGAAAGCUUGGAUCGGCAAAGCUGUGAUUAUCUUCAUCUUCUCAUUGAUUUGUUUGACCUUAUUGUUUGUGGUGCUAGUGAAGGAAGCCAUGCAGGAAGCUUCAGGACGCUCAUGCAGCUUCUGUUUAAGACUCACUUGAAUGACCCCAGUCAUCUCUUCAAGUUCUUGUCGCUUCUGUGGACCUACAAUUGUAACCUUAGCAACCAGUUAAACUGUACAAUAAGUGCAGUAUUACAGACUCGAGCCCUUUACUUGGGUCAUGCGAUACUUGCAUCGCAGUCUGCAGAGGAUAGAAGUCUGAUUGCAUCUCCAUCACUCCCAGUGGUGGUCUCCUUACUCAUCAGUUUAGGAAAUCCUGUCAGAGAAGUGCGCCGGGGAGCUAUUGCCUGUCUGCAAACGUUAACCAAAAUGCAAGGGUCUGUCUAUCAAGUGGUGAUUGAUAAGCUUGCCCGUGUGGCGGAAGAGAUUAUUGCAGAUCCCACUCAUUUAAGUCAAGCUCUGAGUAUCUUAUUUGAGGAACUUUUAACACCUAGUAAAUCAAGAUCACAACAUAAAAAGCUAACAGAAGCCCUGGAGAAUUUUCUGCAAUGCAUAGGAGAUGCUGGAAGACCAUCAUAUGUAGCACGUAACUUGCUGAAAGCAUUUGAGGUGGUGAAUGGAGAGAUUGUACUGUCCAAGCUGUUGCCCCUAAUGGAGAGACUGCUAGAGGAAGAAUCUGAUGCCCUUCUCAAAGAUGAAGCCCUUAUGCUACACAUGAUCCUCUCAAAGUACAAUGAAUAUUCCGCAGCAUUACUGGCAAAGGAUCCACAUAGUCUGAAUCUUUUCGUCAGUGCUUUAAAUAAUUCCAACGAGGUGUACAAAGGGUUACCAGCACUGCAGAUCACUGCACUUGAACAGAUCACAAAACGGUUCUUUGCAGCACUGCCUGAUGGGAAGAUUCAGCAGAGGUUGCUGGGAGUGCUAUUCGACCUGCUUGUGCAAUGCAAAAACCCAGUCUGUGCACAGACGAUAAGCAGUCUUUUCAAGGGAAUUGUAGUUGAUGCUGAACAAAUUGCCCAGGAACUAGGACCUUUGGAAAAAUCUCAAAGCCGUGCAACCGUUCAGCAGACCAGGAGGCAGAAAAUGCAACAGCAGAGGAAAAUCCAAGAUUUGCAGAAUACAGAGACUGAUUCUUUAACCGGCAGUAUUAACUGGCAGAGAGUUACACUCAUCAUGGAAUUAUUGCAACAUAAGAAGAAACUCAGAAGUCCCCAGAUUCUGGUUCCCACCCUCUUCAACCUUCUGUCCAGGUGCCUGGAUCCAUCAUUGUCUGAGGAGGGCAGCCUGGAAUACACAAAGCAGCUGGUCCUAAACUGUUUACUGAACCUCUGUCAAAAACUAUCACCAGAAGGCACCAGGAUCAGCAAAGAUGUCCUUGAUGAAGAGAAGUUUAACGUGGAGCUAAUUGUUCAAUGCGUCAGAGCUUCUAAUAUGCCUCAGACACAUCAUCAUGCUUUACUGCUCCUGGGUGCUGCUGCUGGAAUGUUCCCUGACAAGGUUCUUCAUAAUAUCAUGCCCAUUUUUACCUUCAUGGGUGCCAAUGUGAUGCGACUAGAUGACAGCUACAGUUUCCAAGUGAUAAACAAGACAGUACAGACCGUAAUCCCAGCACUUAUUCGAGCGGAUGAUGAAGGUUCUGCAGAAACCAAACAGAAUGUGGAAGAUGUUGUUAGAAAAAUCAUCCACGUGUUUGUGGAUGCCAUGCCACAUGUGCCUGAGCACAGGCGAGUACCCAUCCUUGCACAGCUCAUUAGCACAGUGAGUGCGGAGCGCUUCCUUUGGACCCUCCUGUUGCUUCUUUUUGAGCAGCACGUGACCAAGACCACUUCUGCAGCAAGCAAUGGUGAAAAGGAGGCUGUUUUGGAAAGAGAUGUUGAGUUCUGGAUUGCUGUUUGCUGCGAAUUCAGUGUUCAGGAGCAGCUCCAGAGUUUCAUCAAUAUUUUGCGUUACUUACCCCAGCUCCCAGAAGACAAGGAACAAACAGCCGAAGGACAGGGAAUAAUGAGGACAACCAGAAGCAAAGCAAGGAACCCGAGUGAAGUGGAACCACUGUUCAACGUAGACACUCACACAGCUAAACAGCUACGGCAUUUCAAAUUUCUUUCUGUGUCAUUCAUGGCUCAGAUUCUCGCCUCCAAUAGCUUUGUUGGAAAGGUUGCAGAUUGUAACAAUUCUGAAGAGAAAGUUUUGCAGAAGCUUGAACAAAGUUUGUUGGAGGAAAUUCUGUGCUACAUUAACGUGGUUGCUCGCAGUGUGGAGGAGAAUGCAGAGAAACCAACAGCCAAAUUCUGGAGAGCUCUACUCAACCGGUCGUACGAUGUCUUAGAUAAAGUGAAUGCCUUGCUACCAACAGAAACCUUCAUUCCAGUGAUACGAGGGCUAAUGAGUAAUCAGUUACCUUCAGUUCGACGUAAAGCUAUGGAUCUCCUCAAUAAUAAGCUCCAGCAGCACAGAACAGUGUGGCAGGAACAUCAGGUGAAGUUGCUUUUGAGCCUGAUUGAGGAACUUCUGAACGUUGCUUUCUGUAAGGAAAAAGAGGUGGAACAAGCCGUUAACCGUCAGACAGCCCUCUUCAGCCUGAAGCUCCUGUGCAGGUGCUUUGGUACAAAUCACCAGGAUUCAUUUGUACCUGUGCUGGCAUCUGCUGUUGACCUCAUCAUGGGCAAUGAAGAGGAGGAAAAGAAUGUGCUGGGAAGUGCAUUGCUUUGUAUAGCUGAAGUUACAACCGCACUCAAAGCAUUGGCAAUACCACAGCUUCCAAGGCUGGUGCCAGGACUGCUGAAGACCCUGAAAAAACAGAAGGAACUACCGUCCAAUGAGAUUUAUUUACUAAGUGCUGUUACAGCAUUGCAGAAGGUUGCAGAAACACUGUCACAUUUCAUCAGCCCCUACCUACUGGACAUCCUAGCACAAGUUACCCACUUGACCAAGAUUGCUUCAAGGACAGGCCAUUCCUCACAGCUUGACCUGCGUCUAACAUUGCUUCGAACUACGCUGGCCACAAAGCUAGCAUCUCGAGUUCUGUUGCCGGCGACUAGCAAAUGCUACGAUAAACUUGCCAACACCAAUCAGAGUUAUUUAGGUCCACUUUUCGAUAUCCUGAAGGAACAUAUUAAUAACGUGGAAAAGGAACAACUGAACUCCCAUCAAUCUGAGCUCACAUUAUUCUUCCUCAAAGCCCUGGAUUUCAGAGCAGACCAUUUGGAGGAUAGUUUGGACCAAGUGGGUGAAAUUGAGGGACAUGUAAUUAACUGUCUAGUUGUUAUGAUAAUGAAACUUUCAGAGGUUACCUUCAGGCCCCUGUUCUUUAAGCUGUUUGACUGGACUAAAACUGAGGGGUUCCCUAAAGACCGUAUGAUUACAUUCUACCGUUUGGCAGACUGCAUUGCAGACAAGCUGAAAGGGUUAUUCACCCUAUUUGCUGGGCAGUUAGUGAAACCUUUUGCUGAUAUUCUGAACCAGACAAAUGCUGUCAAAGUUGACGAAGCUUUCUUUGAUUCAGACAAGAACGUAGAGAAAUCUUGCUUACUGCUUCAAUUUGUUUGUGACUGCAUGCACAAAAUUUUUCUCUAUGACACUCAACGAUUUGUCAGUAAGGAAAGAGCUGAUACUCUCAUGAUGCCCUUAGUAGAUCAGCUGGAAAACAUGCUGGGAGGCGAGGAGGAGUAUAAGGAUAGGGUAACCAAUCAUCUUAUCCCAUGUAUAGCUCAGUUCUCUGUUGCUAUUGGUGAUGACUCUGUCUGGAAACCUCUAAAUUACCAGAUCCUGCUUAAGACAAGACACAGCUCAUCAAAGGUGAGAUUUUCUGCUCUGGUUAUGCUGCUGGAACUGGCCGGUAAACUUAAGGAGAACUACAUGGUGUUACUGCCUGAAACCAUCCCCUUCUUGGCAGAGCUACUGGAAGAUGAUUGUGAGGAAGUGGAGCACCAUUGUCAGAAAGUUAUCCAGCAGCUUGAAGUCAUACUUGGCGAACCACUGCAAAGCUAUUUCUGAAAACUGAGUUGUACAAAGUUUUUAUAAAAGUUUAUAAAUGUAAUUUAUGUACAGUAGGGGUUCAUACAGUAUUAAUUUUCUGUGAUCUGCACAGCUAUUUAAAUGUGCUGAUACCACUGCUGUUGGAUUGUUGGUGCUGAACCUGCAGAAUUUUAUCUUCAUAUACAUGAAAAUCAACAAUUGUGACAACUGGCAACUCAUCAGGCAGUUUAUGUGGUCUCCAUAUUGCUGUUAAUAAUCAUUGGUAUCAUCUUUCAACUUUUAAUAAACAGGUUUAUAAACCA